GAAUGUUUUUGUUCCGUUCAGUGACACAGAAAUUAAGUUUCUGAUUGAGUUACCGUAGGACGUUAACACGAGAAGUACUCGUAUGAGUUUUAAUCUCACCAUGUACAUCAAACAGGUGAUUAUACAGGGUUUCAAGUCAUAUCGUGAACAAACAGUAGUAGAACCCUUUGAUCCAAGGCACAAUGUAGUUGUUGGAAGAAAUGGUUCUGGCAAGAGUAAUUUCUUUUAUGCAAUUCAGUUUGUUCUAAGUGAUGAAUUUUCUCACCUCAGACCUGAACAGAGGCAGGCUUUGUUACAUGAGGGUACAGGACCAAGAGUUAUUUCUGCCCAUGUGGAAAUUAUAUUUGACAAUUCUGAUGGAAGAUUACCAAUUGAUAAAGAGGAAGUAUAUUUGAGAAGAGUAAUUGGCUCAAAGAAAGACCAAUAUUUUCUUAAUAAAAGGAUUGUAACUAGAAAUGAUGUGAUGAAUCUAUUAGAAUCAGCAGGAUUUUCAAGAUCAAAUCCAUAUUAUAUUGUAAAACAGGGAAAGAUCAAUCAAAUGGCAACUGCACCUGACUCUCAAAGACUUAAAUUGUUAAGAGAAGUAGCUGGCACUAGAGUAUAUGAUGAUAGGAGAGAGGAAUCAAAAUUUAUUUUAAAAGAAACUGAAGGGAAACUAGAGAAAAUUCAAGAUUUUUUAAGAACCAUAGAGGAACGUUUAAAGACGCUGGAAGAAGAAAAAGAAGAACUCAAGGAAUAUCAAUGUUGGGACAAACAGCGUCGUUGUUUAGAAUAUACGAUUCACGAACGGGAACUCAAAGAGAAUAAGAGAAAACUGGAAGAACUCGAAAAAUCUAGAGCUAAUAGCGGUGCUGAACAAGCAAGAUUAUGUGCAGAAGCAAAAACUGCUCAAGAAAUGGUAAGAGCCGCAACAAAACGUCUUAAAGAAGCAAAGAAAGAAGUGCAAACCGCUAAAGAAGAACGGGAUACGCUCAGUGCUGAGCAGCAACAAUUGUUAAAAGAGAAGACCAAGUUAACGUUAACCAUUAACGAUUUAUUGGAGGAAGUCAAAGGAGACAAUGACAGUAGAAAACGCGCCCAACAAGAAUUGGAGAAGUUAAAAGUGAAUAUUGCGGCAAGGGAAGCAGAAUUGGAAGAACUAAAACCGGAAUAUGAGGAAAUGAAACGCGUUGAGGAGGAAUGUACGCGUGAAUUGCAAUUAAAAGAGCAAAAGCGGAAAGAAUUAUAUGCCAAGCAGGGACGUGGCAGCCAGUUUACAAGCAGGGAUGAGAGAGAUAAAUGGAUACAAAACGAGCUUAAACAACUUACCAAACAAAUUAAAGAUAAAGAGGAGCAUCAAAGAAAAAUUGGCGAAGACUUAAAGCGGGAUGCAGAGAAACAGGUUACUUUAGAAAAGAAGAUUGAAGAACAUACGCGUGAAAUGGAGCAACAACGAGCUUCGAUAGACGAACACAACAAACAAUAUUACGAACUCACCAAAUCAAAGGACCAAUGUCAAGCUACUCGAAAAGAACAGUAUCGCCAAGAGAGCGUGUUACAGCUUAAUUUAUCGGGGCUAAAAGAAGAUUUGGCCAAAGCGGAUCAAAGUUUACGAUCUAUGGCGGGGAAACCUAUCCUAAAUGGUCGAGAUAGCGUGCGGAAAGUGCUGGAUACAUUUCGAACACGUAAAGAUAUGGCUCAUGAGGUGAGUAGUUAUUAUGGGCCUGUAAUUGAAAAUUUCAGUUGCGACAAGAGUGUUUAUAUGGCUGUAGAAGUGACUGCUGGUAAUAGGUUGUUCCACCACAUUGUCGAAACUGAUAAAUUUGGAACGAAAAUCUUGAAAGAAAUGAAUAACCAACGACUGCCGGGAGAAGUAACAUUCAUGCCUUUAAAUCGACUUCAUGUGAAAGACAUAGAUUAUCCAGAAACUAGCGAUGCUAUACCUAUGAUAUCUCAGUUAAAUUACGAUCAGAAAUAUGAUAAAGCUUUAAGGUAUAUUUUUGGAAAGACCUUAAUCUGUCGUAACUUAGAAGCUGCGACAAAUUUAGCCCGAACAUCGGGCUUGGAUUGUGUCACUCUUGAGGGUGAUCAAGUAUCCUCGAAAGGGUCCUUAACUGGUGGAUACUUCAAUACUUUAAGAUCGCGUUUAGAAAUACAGAAAACCAGAUCAGAGUUAAUGGCCCAAAUUUCAUCUCUCGAAUCUCAAUUCGCAACGCUUAAAGAAGAAAUCAGAAAAGCGGACCAAAACAUCAGUUCCUAUGUUAGCGAAAUGCAAAGAACGGAAACUAAGAACAGUAAAGCUAAGUAAGUUUUUUUUUUUUUUUUUUUAGAAAUUCGACUUAUGAAAGAAGAACUGAGUGCAAUAGAACGAUAUCGCACACCAAAAGAAAGGAGCUUAGCACAAUGUACAUCGAGUUUAGAAGCAAUGCGUGCAACGAAGGAAGGUUUGGAAAGUGAAUUGCAUCAAGAACUCAUGGCACAACUAUCGGUUGCUGAUCAACGUCAAGUUGACACGUUAAAUGAUGAUAUCAGACGCUUGACAAAGGACAACAAAGAGGCGUUUGCCAAACGAAUGCGAUUAGAAGCGGAGAAAAAUAAAUUAGAAAAUUUAUUGACCAAUAAUUUGGUGAGGAGGAAAGACGAAUUGGUUCAAGCAUUGCAAGAAAUAUCGGUGGAAGAUCGACAACGUCAGUUAGAAUCAUCAAAAGCACAAUUAGCCGAUAUCGAAAAGAGACUAGUAAAAGUAAAUGCAGAUUUCAAAGCUCAGAAUGAAAGGGUCACUAAUGCAAUAAAAAAGCAAAAAUCAGAAUCAUCAGAAGUUGAAAAGUGGAAGGUCAAAGAAAAGGAAGCUCAGGAAAAAAUAGAGGCCGACGCUAAAGAUUUAGAAAAAUUAGCCAGCAAGUUGAAUAUUUUACAACAAAAAAUUGUAGAGUGUACACACAAAAUUACCGAACUCGGUGCACUGCCUAGUCACGAAGUAUACUCCAAAUUUAGCGUUAUGUCUACCAAACAGUUGUUCAAAGAAAUGGAAAAGGCCAACAACCAUUUAAAAAAAUACAGUCAUGUAAAUAAGAAAGCAUUGGAUCAGUUCAUGUCGUUUAGCGAUCAGAAAGAGAAAUUGGUGAAAAGAAAAGAAGAAUUAGAUAGAGGUGAUGAGAAAAUUAAAGAAUUAAUGUCAGUACUUGAACAACGUAAAUGCGAAGCAAUUCAAUUUACAUUUAAACAAGUAAGCAAAUACUUCAGCGAAGUUUUCAAGAAGCUUGUGCCGUCAGGUCACGCACAACUGGUAAUGAAAACAGCGGACGGGGACGAAGGAGAUGAUACGACUACAGAGGCUGCUGACUCUGAUAGAUUUAUCGGAGUUGGUAUACGAGUAUCUUUCACUGGUCAUAGAGCUGAAAUGAGAGAAAUGAAUCAAUUAUCUGGUGGACAAAAAUCACUCGUAGCGUUAGCGUUAAUAUUUGCAAUUCAAAAAUGCGACCCGGCUCCAUUUUACUUGUUCGAUGAAAUUGAUCAAGCUCUAGAUGCUCAACACAGGAAAGCUGUGGCAGAUAUGAUUCACGAACUUAGUUCUGAUGCCCAAUUUAUCACCACAACUUUCAGGUAACAAUUUAGAAAUAAAGUUUCUCACGUUGUAUGUGUAACACGAGAAGAGGCGGCAGAUUUUGUGGAAGAUGAUACGACGCAUGGUUAAUAUAGAAUGUAAAUUAUUUAUAAAUUAUCACCGGUUUGGAAACGUUUCUUUUUCUUUUUUUUCCCUCAAAAAAUGAGGUUUAGUAUGUAAAUUACCUGGACAAUGUCUAUUAUUUUUACAAGUACAUUUCUAAAAAAAUAUAUAUUUAUCACAUUAAACGAAAAACAUUUCGAUUCUGUACGAGGAUGACACAUUUUACAUGAAUGUACCCCUGUUUAUUCACAGUAUAUUCUUUAUAUACUCUUAAUAUGUGUCACUUUUCUAUUUCUUGAUUGCUAGGGGUAUGCAUACACCAUAUUUCGAUAACUACCAUCCAUUUAAGCUUAAUUAUAUUGUUAAAAAAGUUGUCAAAUAGAGUAUGACGUAGCUAUGUAAAUAAUUCACUAGUGAUGUAAGUGGAUCAAGAAAAUUUUUAUUCUAUU
Molecule: messenger RNA, 4095 nt
Organism: Habropoda laboriosa
Lineage: Eukaryota; Metazoa; Arthropoda; Insecta; Hymenoptera; Apidae
Gene: SMC3
Product: structural maintenance of chromosomes protein 3
Exons: 17
Biological process (GO): mitotic sister chromatid cohesion
Cellular component (GO): chromosome
Molecular function (GO): ATP hydrolysis activity; cohesin loader activity; ATP binding
Source: RefSeq, a predicted model, not a curated record